AAUUUUAUAAUUUUACAUUUUAUUAUUGUUGGAUUUUUUUUUUUUUGCAUUCGCUGUUCUGUCUUAUUUCCACAAGGGGGAGGUGUUGCGCAUUUAUUUGCAACCAACAACUCACGAAGAAGAACAAAAAGAAAAGUGUGUCAAGGCCUCCAGAUUGUAUAGACUACUACCGGAAAUGAUCAUUCACUGUCAGUAAAAAAAAUGAUGCACUAGUGCUGUGAAUUAAUUACAUAAACCAGGUUAAAGACAAGAUUCAAUAAAGGAAAAUAUAUAUUGAGCUAAAUACUACCCUGUUGCAGGAUUUUGUUCAUGCUGCUUCACUUUAAAGAACACCAGUGUGAGGCUCUUAUUCUGAAAGGUUACCGGACAUGACGUGGAAUUGCUACUUGCUUGUUUCCGAUAACUCCAGAAACAAAAUCCCUCGGUUUGGUCGUAAGUUUAUCUUAAUUGUGAACGAAAUGGGGAGAUACAAAUGUGCAUACAACUGCGAAAACUCCCACGAAUCAGCUGUUAAGUUUUUUAAGUUUCCACUAUACAACCCCCGAAAACUGAAGAAAUGGCUGAACAACAUGAAGUGGGAUGACUGGACUCCGUCUCGUUUCUCGGUGCUGUGCAGUCAUCAUUUUGAGGAGCAGCACAUCGACAGAACAGGGAAAUGUGUGACACUAAGAGACGAUGCCAUCCCCACCAUAUUUUCUCCUUCUGUUGACACACAGAAAACCAAGGCUCCCAUCAACCCGAGAAGAAAGCAAAACAAGCCGCCUGCUGUGAAAGCCUCAAAGACGAGUUCAGCUCAGUGUCCAACAACCACUCGCUCCACAUCAAAGCCUGACAUCCAGAACAAAGAGGCCAGCCAGACAGAAGAGCCUUCCCGAGACGAAGAGCAGAACAGGCCUGAAAGAUGGAGGAUUAUAGUCGACGAAGGACUCAUGAAGAUUGAGUCAUUUCCACAUUUCUUCCAUGGAGAUUACUGCGUGCCACAGCAGGAUGUUCAGUGGGCUCCAGACGAUGAUUUAAGUGCAGAAUGUAAAGAUCCUGAAAAGAUGAUCGAGGUGACAGAGCCGUGGCAGUGGCUCGGUCUGGAUGUCAGAGGAGAGCUGCCUGAGACUCUAAACGGACACAAAUACAUGUUGACUGUGACAGACUUCUUCUCUAAGUGGGUAGAAGCUGUACCUUUGGAGGCCUUCCUCCCAGAACAUGUAGCGAAGCACAUCGUGGAAAUCAUCGCCCACUUUGGAUACCCGCUCAGGAUCCUCUCCAGACUGCCGCAUGACAUGGUCCAAAAAAUCAACAAAGAACUGAAGGAGCAGCUGAAGAUCACCAUUGCUCUUGUCGUCCAUCAUCAGCAGACCGGCACCGCAGAUGUGAUCACAGAGCAGCUGAUUGACAGGAUGGUCAAUGAGCUAAUAGAAGAGCACGCUCCUGACUGGGACGUUUACCUGCCUGCAAAGAUAUUCAGUCUGUGCUUCAAGGAGAACUCACAGACCAAAGAAAGACCCUUCUCAGUGCUCUGCUGUAAGGAGCUGGAGCUGAAGAAGUCUCCCAGAGAACUGGGCUUUUCUAAUUCCAGGGUCCAGGACAGUGCUUUUGUGGUGAGAUAGGGUCAGCUAAUAUGAUUGGUUUUAUGAGAGG
Messenger RNA from Labrus bergylta (ballan wrasse), 1632 nucleotides. RefSeq lists its product as uncharacterized. Gene Ontology annotation, molecular function: nucleic acid binding. Gene Ontology annotation, biological process: DNA integration. NCBI's taxonomy places the organism in Eukaryota, Metazoa, Chordata, Actinopteri, Labriformes, Labridae. The record is from RefSeq and is a predicted model, not a curated record.